AUGACACUAUUAAACUCUCACCUCGAGCAGAUUGCCCUCUCUUCAAGUGCAAUUGCAGAAUUACCAUUCCCGUCACCACGCAUAUUCACCAACGCGCUAUUAGGAUCACACGACAUUACUGCUCUUAUUCGUGAUACGGAAGUCCAUGAAAGAGCCCUUUUUCAAAUGGAUCCUGCUGCUAAGGUCCAUGGAUCCCGACGUCCCACCCGGCGUGGAACAACCUUUCCAGUUGAUUCUGAGAACGAUACCAUGGCCAGUCGAAUCUACUCCGUGCGCAACAAUCGCAGUCAGUCAGCGGUGGCUCGCGUGUUGGGAUCGGACAUGAUGGAAGAGAUCAAACGUUCUGCAGGCCUGUCCAGUCGAGGUUCAGAGGGAGGAGUCAAUAUUGAAGUGCUACUGCGAGGUGCAGAACUGUUAUGCAAUGUCUAUCCUGUCGCGGGCGCACACGAAAGAAUCACCGGUUUACGAUAUCGUCACAAGAUGGUUGUUGAUUCCAUUGCUGGACUGGAGGAUCGGGUUGCUACAAAUACUGCGGAGCUAGAACAAAUGCGCUCUGCGUAUGACGAAGAGGGUUCCAUUUAUUCAGAAACUAUGUCAAAACCAUGGACUCCUGCCGAAGUCACUGAUGAAGACAUAGAGAGAGAAAUGGCCGAAAUAAGAGACUUGGAGCGAAGAAGGCGGAUAUUGGAAGAGAGGGUCACUGGCAUAGAGCAAGACCUUGGUGAGCUCAUGGGCUGA
Molecule: messenger RNA, 738 nt
Organism: Penicillium malachiteum
Lineage: Eukaryota; Fungi; Ascomycota; Eurotiomycetes; Eurotiales; Aspergillaceae
Exons: 3
Coding region: 1-738 (245 amino acids)
Biological process (GO): attachment of spindle microtubules to kinetochore
Cellular component (GO): spindle microtubule; DASH complex
Source: RefSeq, a predicted model, not a curated record